AUGGCCGCCUCCUCCGCGCGGCCCGCCGCCCUGGUCAUGCCAGCGCUGGCGCUGCUCCUGCUGUUGUGCGUGGGCCCAGGUGGCAUAAGUGGAAACAAACUCAAGCUGAUGCUUCAGAAAGGGGAAGCCCCUGCCCCCCCUACGACCCCGGUGACCGUCCAGGAGAGCAGGGCCAAGGAGUUCCUGAGCAGCCUGGGGCGAUUCAGGCGGCAGCUGUGGGACCGCACGCGGCCCGAGGUGCAGCAGUGGUACCAGCACUUCCUGUACUUGGGCUUCGACGAAGCGAAAUUUGAGGAUGACAUCACCUAUUGGCUAAACAGAGGUCGGAACGGGCACGACUACUACGAUUACCAGCAGCGCCACUACGACGAGGACGCUGCGAUCGGUCCCCGGAGCCCCCACAGCUUCAGGCACGGAGCCAGCGUCAACUAUGACGACUACUGA
Molecule: messenger RNA, 444 nt
Organism: Mesoplodon densirostris (Blainville's beaked whale)
Lineage: Eukaryota; Metazoa; Chordata; Mammalia; Artiodactyla; Ziphiidae
Gene: ECRG4
Product: ECRG4 augurin precursor
Exons: 4
Coding region: 1-444 (147 amino acids)
Biological process (GO): G1 to G0 transition; cellular senescence; regulation of cell population proliferation
Source: RefSeq, a predicted model, not a curated record